Molecule: messenger RNA, 318 nt
Organism: Hyaloscypha bicolor E
Lineage: Eukaryota; Fungi; Ascomycota; Leotiomycetes; Helotiales; Hyaloscyphaceae
Exons: 6
Coding region: 1-318 (105 amino acids)
Source: RefSeq, a predicted model, not a curated record
AUGGACAUGGCAGCACUUCCAAAUUACUUUGACAUGAAGGAUUCUCUCAAUCAAAACAACACGGAACCUCAAGAGUCCACCUUUGGUGAAGCAUUACAAACGGUGAAUGAUCGGGAGCAUUUUCAAUCUGAGGCUAGCACUCCCUCUCAACGCUCUAUUACUCUAGCAACCUCACCAUCAAGUCAUCGUUUCCAUUACAAUAUCAGCGGUUGUAUCCGCUCAUACAAGCGACAAUGCGAUCUGAGGCGUCAUCAGCGAGGGCAUUCUCCCGUCCGUGACUUUGAAUAUAAGUGCUCGCUCGCAAGCGCCCGCAAAUAG